UCGACCCAACUAGUCUCGGUUGGAAAGCAAAGCAGACGCUGCGGCAGUGACGGCAGCGUGCGCAGUUUCUCUGCGGGUAUACUGUACGCUGUACGCGCGAUUUUUCCAAGCAUGCCUGCAAACUGUGUUGCUUUCGGGUGCACACAAUACUAUUACGGAAAGGGAAACUCUAGCUUCUUCCGUUUUCCAUCGGCGAAAGUGAGUGCGAAUAGAAGGGCUCUGUGGAUAUCCGCAGUAAAACGUGCCAACCCGGACGGCUCGUUGUGGCAGCCGACAGAGCAUUCCCGAAUCUGCGGGGCUCACUUUAUUACAGGCCGGCCUUCGAAGUUUGUGAACCACCCGGACUAUGUACCGACAGUGUUCACGUACAGCAAGACUCCGGGCGAGGCUGCUGUACGGCGGCACAGUCGUCGCGUGAAGAGACAAAAAGACUGCGAACGAGCUGCCAACACGGGUUCCCACAAGGAAAACAGCCUGAUUAGUGAAUCUACAGACAGUCCAGUCAGUCAAGAGCAGCAUGUUGACGCAGGAAUGGAAUGUCCAGAGCAUGAUGCUACACCUCCAGGAGCAUUACUGCCAGUCCAACCACCAGGGAAUGGUGAGUCGGAAACUUCUGUGAUCUGUCGUCACGUUCUCAGUGUUCUCAAACAGUUCAGAAGUGAAAACACAAAGAACAAAAAUGUUAUAAAAUAUAUGUAGC
Messenger RNA from Rhipicephalus sanguineus (brown dog tick), 700 nucleotides. Its product is annotated as peroxynitrite isomerase THAP4-like. The transcript has 4 exons. NCBI's taxonomy places the organism in Eukaryota, Metazoa, Arthropoda, Arachnida, Ixodida, Ixodidae. The record is from RefSeq and is a predicted model, not a curated record. The coding region runs from base 112 to 699 and encodes 195 amino acids. Gene Ontology annotation, molecular function: sequence-specific DNA binding.